CGCUCUACCGACUCCCCCCCUCGCCGCCAUCUCCCACCUCUCUUCCCCCACGCCCACUGCUGGGUUCCUCACGCACACCGAAGCGCCGCCGCUAGGGUUUGCUCCGCCAGCCGCAAACCCUAAACCCUACCGCUCCCCUCCUACAGCGCAGGCCAAUACCCAGCAAUCUAGCUGCUACGCUUGCUCCCCGCUUCGAUCGGGAGCUAGGGUUUCACUCGCCUCCAAUCUCCGCUUCGGGUGGUUCGGGCCGGCGGCGACGCGGCAUGGCGGGGUACGGGGAGGAGAACCAGGACGCCAUGAACGGCUACGAGGAGGAGGAGGAAGAGGAAGAGGUGGAGGAGGUCGAGGAGGUGUACGAGGAAGAGGAGGAGGAAGGGGACGGGGAGGCGGAGGACGGGGCCGCUGCCGCGGCCCCGGAGGAGACGGAGGCGGCUGCGCCGGCUGGGGCUGCUGAGAUGAGAAGCGGAGGUGGAGGUCAAGGCCUAGCGGAGGUCGUUGGGGAUGCUGACGCCAGUGGCGAGGAAGGGAGGGAUGUGGAUUCUGGAGGCGGUGACGCCUCGGGGAAGAUUUUCGUAGGGGGUGUAGCCUGGGAGACCACCGAAGAAUCGUUCACUAAACAUUUUCAGAAGUAUGGAGCUAUAACUGAUUCAGUGAUCAUGAAGGACAAGCAUACUAAGAUGCCUCGUGGAUUUGGAUUUGUCACAUUUUCCGAUCCAUCUGUGAUUGACAGGGUUCUGGAGGAUGAACAUGUCAUUAAUGGAAGAACGGUUGAAGUCAAAAGGACAGUUCCGAAAGAGGAGAUGUCAACAAAAGAUGGUCCUAAGACCAAAAAGAUCUUUGUGGGUGGUAUCCCGCCAUCUCUUACUGAAGAUAAAUUGAAGGAGCACUUCUCCUCGUAUGGGAAGGUGGUUGAGCAUCAGAUUAUGCUUGACCAUAGCACUGGGCGUUCACGAGGCUUUGGAUUUGUCACAUUUGAAAGUGAAGAUGCUGUUGAAAGGGUUAUGUCACAGGGGAGAAUGCAUGAUCUUGGAGGGAAACAGGUUGAAAUUAAAAAAGCUGAACCAAAGAAACCUGGCGGGGGUGAUUCAAGCUCAAAUGGGAGAUAUAGUCGUGGGGGCGGUGGUCACCGUGAUUCUUACCGUGGUAGUGGUGGUGGUGGUGGUGGUGGUGGCGGCUCUGGGAGCAGUGGUGGUGGUGGCUAUGGAUAUGGAGGUGGCUACCGAUCAGCUGCAGCCUAUUAUGGCAGCACAGCUUAUGGCGCCUAUGGCAGAGGUUAUGGAUAUGGCAAUACUGCUGGCUAUGGGUCUGGUUAUGGCUCAGUUUAUGGUGGUUCCAUGUACGGUGGUCCAUACGGCACCUAUGGGGCAUAUGGAGGUGCCUAUGGAGGUGGUGCAUAUGGUGCACCAGGAGGAUACGGCGGUGCAGGAGGAUAUGGUGGCUACAGUGGGGCUGGAGGCAUGGGUGGUGGUGGUGGUGGUGGUGGUGGUGGCACUGGCGGUCGGGGCUCAAGCAGAUACCACCCCUAUGGAAAAUGAUCGUCGAUUCAUAGCGGUUUUCUUGGAUCUGCUAAUAAAGAGUCCUAUAGGUCACCUCAUUCCAGCUACCAAGAAUAUGGAACAUUCCAUUCACUUUGUCGAAUCCGCGGCGUCAGAACAUUUUUUUUCUGGAACUUAGCAAUGCACUGUGUCUAUGUCCGGCAUUGUAGGCUAUAGUCACUGAACUCUGAACUACCCCCAGGGCUUUCUGUAGAAGCUGCGGCUAAAACUCUUGUAUUCUUGUAGCCUGCUAUGAGCCUUAGACCCUUAAAACCAAACUUUGUGGUAGUAAAAAUAUGGUGGUGGAACAAAUGUAUGUCGGUGUAACGUUCGCUCACUAAUCGGCUGACUGUUGCUAUCUCUGCUUGCAUGUGGAGAAAAGCUUUUAAAAAGGAUGGGACUAAUACUUCUAAUUUUAUAGUUUGGUAUGUCGUAUGUUUAGUUCAUGAUCUGAAUGCUUGUGAGCAAUGACAUGGGUAAUGUUGCAGUCUUUA
Setaria italica (foxtail millet) is the source of this 2029-nucleotide messenger RNA. RefSeq names its product heterogeneous nuclear ribonucleoprotein A3 homolog 2. Gene Ontology annotation, cellular component: nucleoplasm. The transcript has 6 exons. Lineage: Eukaryota; Viridiplantae; Streptophyta; Magnoliopsida; Poales; Poaceae. Gene Ontology annotation, biological process: regulation of gene expression. Gene Ontology annotation, molecular function: RNA binding. The record is from RefSeq and is a predicted model, not a curated record. The coding region runs from base 264 to 1535 and encodes 423 amino acids.